Messenger RNA from Erythranthe guttata (spotted monkey flower), 1667 nucleotides. RefSeq names its product senescence-associated family protein. The record is from RefSeq and is a predicted model, not a curated record. Gene Ontology annotation, biological process: cellular response to oxidative stress; leaf senescence. Lineage: Eukaryota; Viridiplantae; Streptophyta; Magnoliopsida; Lamiales; Phrymaceae. Gene Ontology annotation, cellular component: chloroplast.
CUCCUCUCUGAUAUUAUUUUCUCUCAGCUCUCUCUCUCUCCUCUUUCUUGACCUAACCCAGCGUCCGGAUUUCGGGCAAAAUGCUAGCCUAGCCUGUUCGCUCUAACAGUUUGAUCGUCUCUCCUCUCUUUUUACGGAAAGCCACACUGCAACGGGGAGCUUCUUGCCGGAGCCACAUUCAUGGCGAAAGCAAACGGAGUCGUUUACUCAUCGGUGAAAUCUCCGCAGCACCCUAAGCUAUACUCUACGCACCACUGUGCUAACAAUUACAAUAAAGCCCCUGUUCAUUGCUCGAUGUCGAAACUCAAGUUUUCCACAAAGGGAUUUUGGAUUUCGGGUGGAAAUUUAGAAAGUCCCGUUGUGCCUCGAAGGUGUUCGGUGAAAUGUCAGUCCACAGAAAGAAAAAAUAAUACCGAAACUAAAGAGCGUGUGCGACAUAGCUCUAAACGAGGUGGAUUGGCUGAAGCAUGUAGAUUUGUUUCUAGUGAUGCGAAAUUCGUGAACGAAAGGGCUAAAAACGACAUUGUACUUCUUUCACGAGGCUUAAUGAUGCUGGACGCCCGUGCACGACAAGAUGUUGCGUUUCUCGGUACAACGUUUCUCAAGCUCGAUGCGCGUGCAAGGGAAGAUACCGAAAAAAUCGAUUAUAAUGUAAAGAAAAGAGCUGAAAGGCUUCAUCAUGUUGCAACUAUUCUGAAAAAUAUUGUUGAAUCGAAGUUGAAAAGUGCAGCUGACAAGCACUGGAGUGACGGUGCGUUAGAGGCGGAUUUGAAGCGAGCUGACUUUGCUGCCAAGCAACGCGCAAUGGAAGAUUCUGUGAUGGCAUUGGAGCUUGUCAAAAACCUUCAUGAUAUGAUGGUGACCAAAAUGGACAAAUUGAAAAAAGAUUCUUCAAACACGAGCGAGGAAUCGGGGCAUAUAACACUUGAAAAGAACGGGAAAACUCUUGAUUUUAUUCACGGAGAGGUAUCUACCGAUCGUAUUAAUGCAAUUCAGGAUGCUUAUUUGAGCAUAGCUUCUGCACUUUCUGAAGCUGAUGGAAUCGACUACACCGAUCCUGAAGAGCUUGAGUUGGUCGUGGCAGCUCUUAUCGAUCUCGACGCAAUGGAUGGUAAAAGUAGUGUAUCUCUAUUGGCAGAGUGUUCAAGUUCUCCUGAUGUCAGCACCAGGAGAGCACUAGCUAACGCGUUAUCAACUGCUCCAUCAAUGUGGACUCUUGGAAAUGCUGGCAUGGGAGCUCUACAGAGACUGGCUGAAGAUAGCAACCCUGCAAUAGCGGAAGCAGCGGGUAAAACGAUCAAUGAAUUAAAGAAACAAUGGGAGAUCGAGGAAGGUGACAGCUGGCGGUUCAUGAUGAAUCAAACCGUACGGCCGGAAGUAAACGAAGACGACGACGACGAAGAAGAAGAUAGUGGGACCGAAUAGGAAUUGAAUCGAUAUAUAGUUUGGUUAUGUAGAUAGGAUUUGGAACCCCAUUUUUAGGUUCUAUUCUCUAAUUAACUAAUCCAUCUUUGUAUUCUCUAUCUAAUGUGAUACAAAUGUUUGUUCUACUCUUGCUUUUGUAUCAAGUAAUCAUCGACGUCUAUGAAAUAAAACAAAGACGAGAACUACUUGUUCGGACAUUGUUAAGGUUUUUUUCGACGAAUACUAUAUUUUAGUUUGUUUGA